Molecule: messenger RNA, 1791 nt
Organism: Danaus plexippus (monarch butterfly)
Lineage: Eukaryota; Metazoa; Arthropoda; Insecta; Lepidoptera; Nymphalidae
Product: senecionine N-oxygenase-like
Molecular function (GO): N,N-dimethylaniline monooxygenase activity; NADP binding; flavin adenine dinucleotide binding
Source: RefSeq, a predicted model, not a curated record
UCUAUCUCUAUGUUAGUAGUAGAUACUGACGAGUACAGCUUUAUCUAGGUGCGGCCAGUGAUUAUGUUAUGAGUUUUAAGUGAUCACGACUAUGACACAGUGGUAGAUAAAGAAACAUUACCCUUGCAUUAAUCUCACCAAUACAUACCAGAUUUCAAGGUGCCGAUUAGUAUAAACCAUUAAAACUCUAAAUAAAUAUGUCGUAUUUACAUUUAUACCUCUUAAAAAGGUGGCCUAUACGUGCAAGAAUUUCUUAACAAACGUGUAAAUAAUUAUUUACGAUGCAGUAACGAUUUGAACAGAUAGUUAUUAGUUAUUAUGUUACAAUAAAUAAAUACUUGUGUUAUAUAAGCAAUUGAAUUUUCAGCGUUUCGUGUAGUAUAACGAUUUGAGCAAAUAUGGCUCGAAUUUCUGUGUCUCUCUUUCUCUGGGUCGUUCUUCGUGCUGCAAAUGGUUUUAUAGAGCCAGAGAAGCCACAUACCUGUAUCAUAGGAGCUGGCUAUUCUGGUCUGGCUACAGCAAGACAUCUGCAGCAGUAUGGUCUAAACUUCACCGUCUUUGAAAGAACCAAGGAUAUCGGUGGAACAUGGAGAUUCGAUCCGAAUGUAGGCGUAGAUAAAGACGGCGUGCCAGUUUCCACCAGUCAAUACAAAUACUUAAGAACAAAUUCUCCACGCGAAAGUAUGGCUUUCACGGAGUUCGCAUUCCCAGAAUCCACUCCAACGUUUCCAACAGGAACUUGCUUUUACAAAUACAUUAAAUCUUUCGUAAAACAUUUUCAUUUGCUGCCCUACGUUCAAUUACGUAGCUACGUGGUGUCAGUGAAGUUAGCGAACAAACAGUGGGAGUUGUUAUACUACCGUCCUCAUUAUAGAGAAACUAAGACUGUAUUCUGCGAUUAUGUAGUCAUCGCUACCGGCCAAUACAUAAAACCUCACAUACCGAAUUAUGAUGGAAUUAAUGAUUUUAAAGGUAGCAUAAUUCACAGUCACGAUUAUAAAUACCCUGUUGUACUCCUUGUGGGAGCCGGGCCUUCUGGUCUGGACUUGGCAUUACAGUUGAGCAACAUCACAACCAAGUUGGUACACAGCCAUCACUUAGAGUACAACGAACCUUAUUUCUCUAAAUCGUACAUUAAAAAACCGGAUAUCAAAGCCUUUGUAUCAAAUGGAGUUAUUUUUAAAGAUAUGACUUCCGAGGAUGUUGAACAUGUUAUAUUCGCUACAGGAUUCAAGCGAGACUAUCCUUUCUUAGACGAAAGCAGUGCUUUAAUAGUGACACCUCAUUUCGUUCUGCCUCUACACAACCAAAUAGUGAAUAUACGACGACCCACUAUGUUGUUCGUCGGCGUUGUAAAGCAUUUCAUGAAUAGAAUAUUAGACGCCCAGGCGGAAUAUAUUGCUUCCUUGAUAUCAGGACAAUUUGAGCUACCAACCCAAGAAGAAAUGUUAGAAAAGUGGCUCUUAGAUAAUGGCAACAAAAAGCUUAAUGAUAUGCACAACAUAGUCCCGCACGUGAAAAAAUAUAUUGAAGAUAUAACAGAGGAAGCGAAUAUUAAUAGAGUCCCGCCAGUCUUGGUGGACUUAAUAAAUUUUAAUGGACAAAAUCUAUUACAAAAUCUCCUUCACUAUAGAGAUUACGAGUACAGAAUCAUCGAUCCAUUCAACUACACCACAGAAAUUAUUCGUAACCACACGGAAGAAAGGAAACAGGAGUGCCCCAUAAAUGAUGUAAAUUUAAAAAAAAAACAAUUCUCAACGCUCGUAAUAAGAUAUAUAGUUUAACUAAAAA